CAAAAUUUCUUUCGCUUAAGAAAAAAGGAUUUUGCUUUGCUGCUGCUGCCUCUGUAGUGUUGCGGUGAAUCGGAUGGCUAAGAGGCGAGACCGGCGAGUCCCAGCCGAUUCGGCUCGCCGUCAGAACCGAGUCGAACCGUCCAUCGACUCAGUAGCUUCUCACUCCAAUCAGAAUCAGAAGCUCAUAACCAUCUUCGUCCUCUUCUUCGUCGUCUCUGCCGCCUUUUCCGUAUUCAUAUACCGUAUUCGAUACCCCCCGCGUACGGACCCUACUCCUCCAAACGUAUACCAACGAGGCCUUGAUGAAACAAACGUGAAUUACCAACAAAUUCUCACUGAGAAUACGAAAGUCUCGGAAAAUACAUCUCAUCGACAUUAUACAUAUCCUGUACUGGCCUACAUUACUCCAUGGAAUUCUAGAGGCUAUGAACUUGCGAAAACGUUCAACUCUAAGUUUACUCAUCUUUCACCUGUGUGGUAUGACCUGAAGAGCCAAGGGACCAAGUUAGUUUUGGAGGGAAGACAUAAUGCUGAUAUAGGAUGGAUUUCUGAGCUUAGACUAACAGGAGAUGCCAAGGUUUUACCUAGAGUUGUUCUGGAGGCUUUUCCUACCGAGCUGCUUAAAAAGAAGAAGCUGAGGAGGAAAGCAAUUGACCUCAUAAUAUCAGAGUGCAAGGAAAUGGAAUAUGAUGGCAUUGUGCUUGAAUCUUGGUCAAGGUGGGAAGCUUACGGUAUCUUGCAUGAUCCAGAAAUGCGCGAUAUGGCACUUCAGUUCAUAAAGCAACUUGGACAAGCUUUGCAUGCUGUGAGCUUAGAGAGGAAUAAUAAGCAACCAUUACAGUUAGUGUAUGUUAUAGGUCCACCACGUUCAGAGAAGCUCCAAGAGCAUGAUUUUGGGCCUCAAGAUCUUAAAAGCUUGAGUGAUGUUGUAGAUGGUUUUUCGCUUAUGACUUAUGACUUCUCAAGUCCUCAAAAUCCAGGUCCAAAUGCACCUCUGAAGUGGAUCCACGCUAUCUUGCAGCUGCUUCUUGGUACCACCAGUGGUGGUUCUCAAAGCCUGGCCCAUAAGAUAUUUGUUGGCAUGAAUUUCUAUGGGUACGAUUUUGACAUUUCAAAAGGUUCAGGCGGUGGAGCUAUUACUGGAAGGGAAUACCUGUCUUUGUUGGAGCAGCACAGGCCUUCAUUGCAGUGGGAGAAGAACAGCAUGGAACAUUUCUUCAUAUACUCUGAUAAUCAACAUGUCAGGCAUGUGGUGUUUUACCCAUCACUGAUGUCAAUCAAGAUGCGGCUAGAGGAAGCUCGUUCAUGGGGUGCUGGCAUCUCGAUAUGGGAAAUUGGUCAAGGUCUGGAUUACUUUUUUGAUCUUCUGUAAUAAAAAAAGGGUUAUUUGUUGUUUACUCUUCUCUAACCAGGGUAACAAAAAUUUUGGUUAGUAGUUCAUUAUCAGAUUGUGAGUUCUUGGAACAUCUCUAAUAGGUCAUAAAUUCAUAAUUUCUAAUGCAGCUCUAAACAUAAUUUGGACUUCUUUCUGUU
Molecule: messenger RNA, 1533 nt
Organism: Cornus florida
Lineage: Eukaryota; Viridiplantae; Streptophyta; Magnoliopsida; Cornales; Cornaceae
Exons: 8
Coding region: 74-1372 (432 amino acids)
Biological process (GO): carbohydrate metabolic process
Cellular component (GO): extracellular region
Molecular function (GO): oligosaccharide binding; chitin binding
Source: RefSeq, a predicted model, not a curated record